AUGCGAUGCAGCGGGUGGUCCCUUCUUUGCAGUACUCGGCCUUUGUUGAAUUUCAGUUGUAUUUCUUUUUCUCGUUUUUUUUCUGCAUGCGCUGCCUCUAAUCAUGAAUGCCCUUUCCGUGUGCUCGGGCUGACCCCCGAUGCCUCUGCUGCUGAAUUGCGGCUUCGUUAUCUGCAGCUAGCAAAGCAGCUGCAUCCUGACGCCUCUCCUCUUCCUUUUGGAGGCUCAAGGGCCUCUGAUUUCGUUGAAAUUAGGAGAGCGUACGAGAAAGCAAAGCAGCUUCAGCAGCAGCAGCAGCAGCAGCAGCAGGUGCGGUCUACAGACAGCGCACAGAAGCCAGGAUCAACGGCCCCUGCUGCUGCACCUCAGCAGCCGCAUACUUCACCGCAAGAAAUGAAGACAAGACGCCAGUGGGAGGAGCAGCAAAGGGAAAGAGCCCGCUUUUGGGCCGAUGCUGAAAGAGAUAAAAACCAAACAAAUACAGUGGGGGGGAAGGACGCCUCCCCCUACCAGCAGGAAAUUCUCAGGCGCUUUCAGAACAAAGUUGAGGAGGAGCAGAGAAAGAGAGAAAAAGAAAAAGGAAAAAACACACAACAAACUGUUGAUGCUGCUACUAUUGAGAGGGAGAUUGCAGCACACGAAGAGGCAACAGUGAAGGCGUGGAAAGAAUUCAAAGAGGAAAUGCGGGCCUUCGGCUUCAACACAACCGACAGCAGCAGCAGCAGCAGCAGCAGCAGCAGCAGCAGCAGCAGCAGCGCAGAGGCGAAAUACAAAAGACGAGGGACAGACGUGUAUGGAUACAAAAUGUGGAUCUCAAGAGAAGGAAGCAACAAACAGAAGAUGCGAAAACUAAAACUAAAAAUAGAAAGGUAUGGGCUAGAAGCAGCAGCUGCUGCGGCUCUGGCGGUAGGAGCAGCAGCAAUAGUGAAGCAUUAUAAAAGAGAAAAAGAGAAAAGAAAAGAAACAGAGAAGGGGGCUGUUUAUAACAAACAACCACAUGCGUAA
This is a messenger RNA of Eimeria mitis, 1005 nucleotides long. RefSeq lists its product as uncharacterized. The transcript is spliced from 2 exons. The coding region runs from base 1 to 1005 and encodes 334 amino acids. Lineage: Eukaryota; Apicomplexa; Conoidasida; Eucoccidiorida; Eimeriidae. The record is from RefSeq and is a predicted model, not a curated record.